Messenger RNA from Gloeophyllum trabeum ATCC 11539, 4765 nucleotides. RefSeq names its product Sec7-like domain is implicated in guanine nucleotide exchange function. NCBI's taxonomy places the organism in Eukaryota, Fungi, Basidiomycota, Agaricomycetes, Gloeophyllales, Gloeophyllaceae. Gene Ontology annotation, molecular function: guanyl-nucleotide exchange factor activity. The transcript has 20 exons. The record is from RefSeq and is a predicted model, not a curated record. Gene Ontology annotation, biological process: regulation of ARF protein signal transduction. The coding region runs from base 113 to 4645 and encodes 1510 amino acids.
CCCAAUGCAAUACAGUAUAUGUACAAGCUUGACCUGAGCUCGACUUCGUACUUUAGAGCGCGCCUAUCCUGCUUCGACGGUCGCUCUGGUAGUUGAAAACCGGUCGCGGAGUAUGACUAUGCACUCUUUCUCUUAUUCUCCCAGUCACGGGAAUAUCUCGAAGAAACAUGUCUUGGAGGCUGAAAUACUCUCUGUAACUACUGCUAUGCGAAAGAACUCCCGAUGGGCUUCCUCUGCGAACACUCUUAACUCACGAGAGUCGACGUUAGCUAGCACGCUUGGCCUGCGGAUACCAACAACGUCUGCGAUCAGCACCGGCUUAGGACGCGGAAGCAGGGAGAGGGAGUUGAUGGCCAACUUCCAAGAGCUGAAGCGCGAAGUCAGGGACGUGGAUGACAUUGAGUCAAUCCAUUUAUCUACCGUACUGGGGCCAUUCUUUGCUAUUAUUCGAUCCCAACUUUCCACUGGACCCAUAACCUCCGCGGCGCUCUCUGCGCUACACAACUUCUUUGUCUGCGGUCUCGUAUCUGCAUCCUCCCCCGGAAUUGACAAGGUGCUUACCGAGCUGAGCAGCACGGUAGCCCAUUGUAAAUUCGACGCCAGCGAUUCCUCCGGGGAUGAAGUCGUCUUGCUCAAGAUUCUGAUGGUUAUCCAGGACUGCAUGUGCGGGGACACAGAUACUCUACUCGGUGACGUUGAGAUAUGCGAGAUGCUCGAGACGGUCUUGACGACGUGCUGCCAAAUGAGGCUCAGCGAGACCCUUCGGCGGUCUGCUGAAGCUACGAUGCAGCAGCUUACGCGAGUCGUCUUUGCACGACUGCACAAUCUCAAUGCUGUAGAGGAAGAGGCGAAAGUGCACGCCACUGACGAUGACGAGCUAACUAUGUCUGUAUCCACGACGCUGAAACCUGCGGACGACAAUGUAUCAGUGGCCAGUGCAAACGCGUCAGACACGGCUAUCAAUACUGUGCCAUUCGGCGACAACAGCACCGAAGCAACUACCUAUGGCCUUCCAUCCAUCCUGGAAUUACUUCGCGUACUCAUUAAUAUUCUGGACCCGAACGAUAGAUUACACACGGAUUCCACUCGUUUAACCGCUCUUGGAAUCUUGAACGUCGCUCUGGAGAUCUCAGGACCCCGCAUAUGCGACUUCCCCUCCCUAUCUGCUCUGAUUCUGAACGACGGAUGCAAGUAUCUUUUCCAAUUGGCUCGCUCCGACAAUCCCUCCGUGCUACAUCUUUCCCUCCGGACAAUCGCGACAAUGUUUAACACAAUGCGGGGAAAGCUGAAGCUCCAGCAGGAACUGUUCCUGGCUUUCGUGAUGGAUCGGCUGGCUCCCCCGGUCGCGACUAAGUCUGCAAGCGCACUUGAUCCUGGCAGCAAGAGAGGGUCGCCGCACCCUGGCACGCCUGGUCUACUGUCCCCUCAUUUGGGACCCGUAGGCUCGGAGGGUGAGCCGGAGAAAAGUAGCCCUAUGCCGCCUAGGCCCCCGGUAAACCCCGCGCGAGGCGAGACUCGUGAACUCAUGCUUGAGAUACUGUGCCAGAUCGCACGUCAUGCGAGCUUCGCGGUGGAUCUCUACACUAACUACGAUUGUGAUCUGAAUUGCGAAGAUAUGUAUGAACGAUUGGUAGAUUUCCUCACGAAGGGCGUUUAUGUGUGGUACAUCCAGGGCGCAUUCGAAGCGCCCCAACAGAACUCUCAGUAUCUCUGUCUCGAUCUUCUCCUGGCUUUCGUGAACCAUAUGGCAAACCGCGCUCAAGGUUUGAGUGAAUCAUGGCCACCGACAUUCAUUGCGCGUGAUGAGCUGAUGCAGAACAAGUCGCGCAAAAAGUUGGUGAUGACAGGAGCAGCUCGCUUCAACACGAAACCGAAGACAGGUAUCGCGUUUCUGGAGGAGAACGGUCUGAUCUACGCCGACCUCUCUCCUACAACGACGAAAGCGGAAAGUCUGGCCAAGUUUCUCAAGAGCUGUACACGGCUUGACAAACGCCUACUCGGCGACUUCAUCUCAAGACCGGAGAAUAUCGACGUCCUCAAAGCAUUUAUCAGUCUGUUCGACUUCAAGGACAAACCUAUUGUGGAUGCUAUGAGGGAACUCCUGGAGACCUUCCGGUUACCGGGUGAAUCACAGCAAAUUGAUCGCAUAACCGAGACCUUCGCACAGAUCUAUUUCGCAUCUAAACCUGCGGAGAUCAAGAGCCAGGACGCUGUAUACGUGCUGGCGUUUUCGAUUAUUAUGCUCAAUACUGACCUGCACAAUCCGCAAGUACGGAAAAGGAUGACGUUCGAAGACUACACUCGGAAUCUACGAGGCGUGAAUGACGGCACAGACUUCUCCCCCGAAUUUAUACGUAACAUAUACGAGUCAAUCCGGAAACAAGAGAUAGUGAUGCCAGAAGAGCAUACAGGCCAACUGGGCUUUGAGUAUGCCUGGAAGGAGCUUCUUAUGCGAUCGCGACAAUCCGGUGACUUCCUCAUCUGCAACGCCGCGGACUUCGAUGUGGAAAUGUUCAAAUCUUCAUGGAGGUCCACUGUAUCAGCUAUUGCCUACGCCUUCAUCAAUUUCGAGAAUGACUAUGUCAUGGAACGAGCCAUAUCUGGCUUCAGGCAGUGCGCCACACUAGCUGGACACUUCCAUCUUCCAGAUGUGUUCGACUACAUUGUAGUGUCACUCUCACAAGCUACAAGUCUACUGUCCGAUUCUCUUCCUAUACAGGUUCCCAAUUACCCGACAGUAGAUGUAGAUGGUCAGCCUGUCACCGUGUCUUCGCUGUCGGUCAAGUUCGGCACCAACCUCAAGGGGCAAUUAGCGGCCGUGGUUUUGUUUAACAUUGUCAACGGAAAUGGUAACGCAUUGCGUGAAGGUUGGACUCAGAUUUUCGAAAUGUUCCUGAACCUCUUUUUGCACUCCCUGUUGCCGAUGCGGAUGCUCCAAAUGGAGGAUUUUCUAGGCGGUGUAUCCAUGAUUCCUCUACAUGGGAAACAGUCUCCUCGGCCGGCUCCUCGUAGUGAAGGCGGUUUGCUUUCUGCGCUGUCGUCCUACCUGAUGACGCCAUAUGGGUCAAACGCGGACUCGGAGAUUCCUGACGCCACGGACGAGGAUAUAGAAAACACACUUUGCACCAUCGAUUGCAUUACUGCGUGCCGACUGGAUGAGCUGUACGGCCAGAUAACACACCUUGAUUUGGAACCUCUCACUGCUGCUGUCCGUGCUCUGGAAGCACUUGCGCAUGAGCGGACUGUGGCCAGGCUCAAACAAGAGUUUGAGGACGUACCCUCUUCUCCAGACCAUGCCGGAUCAUCGCGAGGACCUGACACCCUCCCGUAUGAUCCCGCCUCCGUUUUCCUCCUAGAGACCAUGGUCAGCAUCGCAUCUCAGACACCACAACAUAUCGAAGAACUUUGGCCGAUCCUGUUCGAGCAUAUCUCAGCGCUACUGUCUGCGGCCUCGCAGUAUAGUGUGCUUCUGAUUGAACGUGCUGUGGUGGGACUGCUGCGCCUAUGUUUGCUGUUAGCCGAUAAGCCUUCUCUACGGGACCAGAUUUAUGUGUCUAUAGACCUUUUGGCAGGGUUACCGCCUGCCGUGCUCGGGUCUGUCGGGGAGCAAGUCGCUACCGGCUUAGACAUAAUUUUACAAAAGCACACAGAUAUUGCCAGAUCUCAGACGGAGUGGAAUCUCAUUUUCGCGCUGUUACGGAAAACCCCUACGCACUCAGAGGCUGCGCGGCGCUCAUUUGACUUGGUCCAGCGGCUCGCCACUCAAGUAGUUACGGGUGACAACUUCUCCGGUCUGGUGACAAUCCUAGACGAAUUUGCUUCAAUAGCUAGCAUGUUCGUUGAGGGUCAGCCCAGGCAAGGGUCUCGAAAUCCCCGCGCUCCAACCGUCAAUGCAUCAAAUACCCCUAUAAUAGACAGGGGUCGACAGGCUGUGGGUCUCUUGUCGGACUUGAGCAAGCAGCUACCGCAGCUCCUCCAGAAUGCAGCCGACACAACACAAGAAUGGCGACGUCUGUGUUUGCCUCUUCUGAUGUCUCUGGGUCGGCAGUCCACCAAUGCGUCCAAGGAAAUUCGUCAAAUCGCCAUUGCGCAGCUUCAGCGCAUCACCUUAGGUCCUCACAUUAUACCAAGUGGUCAAGAUCAAGCUUGUGUCCAAGAAAUCUUCGCACAAGUGCUCAUACCUCUAUUGGAUGAAUUGCUGAAGCCGGAAGUGACCCGCCGAGAUCCCCUUGGUAUCUAUGAGACACGUUUGCGUGCCUCCACGUUACUAUUCAAAGCUUUCAUGCAGUUCGAGCUGCGCGAGGGUCGAUCGAUCGCUGAGGUAAAGGUCUUAUGGACGAGUACUCUCGAUGUCCACGAACGCCUCUUGAAAGGGAGCGGGAGUGAUCAGACGGUGGAAGCAGUAACCGAGUCGCUCAAGAACGUAAUCUUGGUUAUGAAUGCGACGGACAUACUAGUGCCUCCGUCGACAGCGGAGAUCGAGGACGAGGAACGCAAGUCCCUAUGGAACGUCACUCAGGAGAAGAUCGAAGCUCUCAUGCCAGGUUUCUUGGCGGAAGUUAUUCCUCAGCCUGAGCCGCAGGUCCCUCCUCCGGACCCGCCGCAGGUGCCAGCAGAAGGUGCCGCGUCGCAGGAGGAAUCAUGAGACUACCAACAUAUGAGUUAGCAUGCGGUGGUUCUCGAUGUGUGGAGUGAAAAGUAGAUACUCGUGGAGAAAUCGGACUUCCUGUAUAUUAAUCGUCUUCACUUGGUCUGUCAGCGCGCG